AUGAUACCUAGCAUCAUAUGGAAUUGUCGAGGUAUAGGCAACCUCGAAACCCAAUUCUAUAUCACUAGCCUUAUCAGACAGUAUCGACUAGGUAUAGUAGGCCUCAUUGAGCCUAUGAUAUCACCAGAUCGUAUCCAACCCUUACUUAGGAGGUUAGGUAUGGAUCAUUUUCACUCCAACCCCACGAAUCAUAUUUGGAUCUUUUGGACUAGACCAUACUCUAUGGAGUUGCUAGUCGAGGGACCCCAGCAUAUCACUAUGACGGCUCGAGAUCUCACCCAAGAGUUCACCUUCUCGGUCAUCUAUGCAUCACAUAGAUCCGAAGAAAGAGAAACUCUUUGGGCGGACCUAGUUCAAUACGUGAGGGACUACCCUACACUAGUUGAGUCUCCUUGGUACCUAGCAGGUGACUUCAACUGUGUCCGUAAUACUAGUGAACGUCAAGGUGGGCGAAUCCCUAGGGCCCGUAAUAUGGAGAUGUUCAAUGAUUGUAUUUUUCGAUUAGCUCUCAUUGAGCCACCUACAUCAGGCGAGGCAUGGACGUGGAGCAACAAUCGAGGGGACGCUUUGAUUUAUGAGCGUAUCGAUCGUUGUUUCAUCAACAGCAUCGCCAUGAUGCGACAUCCCAUAUUAGUCACGAUAUUACCCCGUUAUAGGUCAGAUCACACCCCGAUCCUCAUACUCCCUAAACAGAGUAUGAGCACCCACAGACCCCCCUUCAGAUUUCAAACCAUGUGGCUCCAACAUGAAAACUUUCAGAGUUUCGUACGGAAUCACUGGUACGGACAGAUCUCAGAUUCUCCUAUGGAGAACCUUAGCUAUAGGUUAAGGAAUCUCAAACUCCACCUUAAAUGGUGGAACCGACAUAUCUACGGGAAUGUCCAUACCCAAGUUGAUGCAUUGCAAAAAGAGUUAGCAGAAGUUGAAAGACUACUGCAAGCUAGAUAUUCAGAUGCUGCUUGGGAAAGGAGGAGUAGAGUGAGUGACCAGCUUGAUGAGGUUGUGCGACGACAGGAGUUAUUCUAUCUCCAGAAAUCACGCAUCCAGUGGUUACAAGAGGGUGAUAGAAACACUCGUUUCUUUCAUGCCUCGGUCGCUCAUCGCUCACGUUCAGAUUAUACCUCUCUUUUAGAGACAUAUGAUCAUAACCUUUCCCGCAUGCAGGAGGCAGGGGUUGAGUACUUUCGUACUCUCUUAACCUCUCAGUCGAUUGAGAUUUCUGAUGAUAUGCUCACUUCGAUCCCGUCAUUGGUCACUCACCGUGAGAACUCUCUCAUAACAGCCAUACCCACGGGAGAAGAGAUCAAGGAAGUAGUUUUUUCUAUGAGUAGACAUCGUGCACCCGGGCCAGAUGGUUUCCCAGUUGAUUUUUACAUUUCAUGUUGGGAUAUUGUUGGCACUGAUCUCAUCCAGGCCAUCAAGGAAAUCUUUCGUCGUAAACUCUUUACACGAAGUUGGAAGGCCACCUUCCUUGCACUUAUACCGAAGGUGACUACCCCAACCUCAUUUAGAGACUUUCGACCUAUCAGUUUGUGUAACGUGUGUUAUAAAGUUGUAUCUAAGAUCGUUACACGUAGAUUGAGUAGUUUCCUUGAUAGACUUAUAUCUCCAGAACAAUGUGGAUUUGUCAAGGGACGGUACAUUCACGAUAACAUCAUGCUAGUACAUGAACUAGCACAGUCCCUUGGCCAUGAUUGUCGAGGCUCUAACAUCAUCAUCAAAUUAGACAUGGAGAAGGCCUUUGAUAGGAUAGAGUGGAGUUUCCUCAUUAAGGUUCUUAGACGCUUUGGGUUCACCGAUGACUUCAUUGACUUAGUCGAUGCAUGUGUUAGGGAGAAUCACUUCUCUUUAUUAGUGAACGGUAGCUCCACACCAUUCUUCACGGCCACGAGAGGUCUACGACAGGGCGAUCCACUAUCACCCACCCUCUUCAUCUUAGUUGAAGAAGUCCUCAGUCGAUCCCUCACCCGAGCGAUCAAUCAAGGACUUAUCCGACCAUACUACUCGAAGAGGGGUUGCCCGAUCAUCUCACACUCCCUCUUUGCUGAUGAUGCGAUACUCUUCCUCAAUGGAUGUGAGACAUCCAUUAGAGGGCUCAUGAGUAUUAUCUCGAGGUAUGAGCGAGCUACAGGUCAACUCGUAACUGCCUCGAAGAGUAGCUUCAUAGUAGGCCCUUCUACCCCCAUAGGGACCAUACGACGCAUCCAGGGCCUAACAGGGUUCUCUCGUGGACACUUACCUUUUGACUAUCUAGGAUGUCCUAUCUUCCUCGGCCGUAGGCGCAUACACUAUUUUGACGCCCUAGUGGGCAAGUUGAGGAAGAAACUAGCAGGAUGGAAGUUACAACUUCUAUCCCCUGGAGGACGGAUCCAGUUGAUACGUCAUGUCCUCAUGAGCAUGCCAUUACACCUUUUGGCAGUCCAUGAGGUACCAGACACCGUCUUACAGACUAUUAGACGGAUAUGUACGUCCUUCCUUUGGGAUGGACAACUUGAGGGACCUCGUCGUCAACGCCGAGUUUCUUGGGAGAAAGCAUGUCGACCUACGGAUGAGGGUGGCCUAGGUAUUAGGCGCCCUCAAGAUGUACUUAACAUGCUUCAAAAGAAACUCGUUUGGAGGAUGAGGACCACACCAUCGGUGCUAGGUACUUUUGUGACAGCCAAAUAUGGUGAGUGGGCUCGACAGCCGGCCGACAUCAAAGGAGUCAAACGAUGGGCAGACUGGCAGCGACAUUGGUUAGAGAUGGUGCCUCUUAUUCGUUGGCGAGUGGGGAGAGGCGAGAUCAGUGCCUGGUACGACACUUGGCUAGAUGACAUACCAUUGGCCUGUUUUACCACUUUCACAUCUUCUUGGCCUCACUUGACGGUAGCCCAGUGACGUGACUCAGUCGUUGUAUGUUAAAUCACGCAAAUUUAAAAUUUAUAAAACUAGAAAAUACGAAUUUUCGGAUAUUUAGAAGUAUUUCAAAAUAA
Molecule: messenger RNA, 2972 nt
Organism: Spirodela intermedia
Lineage: Eukaryota; Viridiplantae; Streptophyta; Magnoliopsida; Alismatales; Araceae
Source: the annotation of a GenBank genome assembly